This is a messenger RNA of Opisthorchis viverrini, 231 nucleotides long. RefSeq lists its product as hypothetical. NCBI's taxonomy places the organism in Eukaryota, Metazoa, Platyhelminthes, Trematoda, Opisthorchiida, Opisthorchiidae. The annotation marks the transcript as partial. The transcript is spliced from 2 exons. The record is from RefSeq and is a predicted model, not a curated record.
UGCUGAGUGCGCAACGCUAUGCUGGACUUGUUGCGUCUUAUUUAAAAUGCAAUGGCGUGUAGAAAAGGGCAACCUGCAAAAAGCAUACUGAAGACAGAUGAGGCUGGACCUUCCCUUGGUGCUUAUAAUUUGUACGCCAAACGAGCGAGUUUCAAGGACGACGUGUUAUUUCAGCAAAUUGUUACAGACAAACCAGAAGAGGCAGCCACUAGUCCAACGGUCAUUGAAAAG